Messenger RNA from Cladocopium goreaui, 4659 nucleotides. NCBI's taxonomy places the organism in Eukaryota, Dinophyceae, Suessiales, Symbiodiniaceae. The record is from the annotation of a GenBank genome assembly.
GUUAUUUGCAUGAGUGAUCAGAACCUCAUUGCAUUGACCUUUGCCAUUGAACGGUUGACCUUAUCUACUGAGAGGCUUGCCCAAGAGCUUCAGAGGCACCGCCUUGCUACUUCCACCAGCGACAGCCCAGUGCCUCCCAUUGCAGCUGCCUCCGUCGAAGGGGGACGUGUUCCUUUCCCAGGCGAGUUUGUAAAUCACUGUGCUCUGCUUCGCUAUCGAGGUGCCGAAGACGGGCCCGGAUCUGUCCCGGCCUUUGCCGUGUUGCACUGUGUGGAGAAGCUCUCUGCUGACAAAGCCCCAGGUCCUGAGGCUCUGGUUUCUUUGAGUGAUCCAGUACUGGUCUACGCAGUUUUCGAUUCUUUGGCAGAGGUGGACGUGUUUUGCUUGGGAGCAUCCUGCAUUGAGCCCCCAGUGAAGACAUGUGUUUUUUUGCUUGCAGUGCCAGAUGGGUAUUUUGCCAAUGAUGCAAUCAUGGAAGCCGCUCUCUCCGAGGAGGGUGAAGUGCUGGGGCCCUCUAGUGAUAUGAGUGCACCUCUAGUUGAAGAGGAUGACUCAGGUUUAGAAGUUGCCAUAGGGUACGAAGCCAAGUUCCUUUUGAUCGAUGUUAGUGACGCUGCUCUCUCCAUGCUCCGAGAGUAUGAUCCUGUGAUUGACCCAAGUAGUGAGAUCUGCCCAUACUCUAAGGAUAGACCGCUUGCGAUUCUAGACAUAGGUGCCGUUAUGCCAAACAUCAAUGCAUGGUUGGAGUCUCCUGGAGGUGCUGAACGCAUGAAUUUUUAUUCCGCUCGAGAAGAGCAGCAGCCCCCCAUGAGGUCGCAGGUGCCCAAAGCAAGUCCGAAGAAAGCGGGAGCCCGAAGAGUCACAGCUGCCGCCUUGGCAGAGACAGUCGCAGCUCUUACAGAUCAGGUGAAACUUCUCUGCAGCGCAGCAGGAAUCCAACAAAGUGGGUUGCCAAGCAUUGCCAAGGUUGCUCAACUGUUGGGGCCGCCCCCAAAGUCGAAGCCGCUGGUCGUGUCAUUUGUGCCAGAUGUUCCCCGCGCAGAGACUAUGCAGCAUGUUCCGAUAGGCCUAGACUCUUCGACGCCAGAUGUGUCACAUGUAUUGCUUCAGCAGUCUCAUGCGAUUACCACUCUGGUAGCUCACUUGACCCAAGGGGAUCCCCUGACCGAGCUAGGCGCCAGUUCAUCCUCCAGUCAAGGGUUGCAUACAAAAGGCGUCGCACGAAGAGAGAGAAUGCAGCAGGAACUAGCAGGAGGCCAAUCGAAUUUCUACCUGCAGGUUCAACAGCAGAUUUUCAAGCGAAUGUUCCCGUCGCGACCACUUCCAAAGGACGAGAACGAGCUGAUCAGUUCGGGGGUUUCCCUUUGCCAUUACCUGGAGAAGUUUGGAGGCUACAAAAACCAAAGCGAGAUGGCCAUGAUCAUGUGGAUGUUAGCCCACAGCCUAGAUGCGUCCGCGUCGGGCAACAACAGGUUGUGCAGAGAGUACCUAGCUCUCACCGUGGCUUGCAUCGAACAAAGUGUCAUGGACCGCAGUUGGAACUUGGCAUAUGUCCUGAGUUUACUCGAGGAGCCACGUACCCAGGUCUUCACGGAGAGAUCAUCAGCUGUGACGUCCCUGGGACGUCCUUUUGCUCCUCUGGUGCCGCCACCACGGGCAGCAGUGGCUCUUGCUUACCUGAAGGAGUUAGACCUUCUGAGCAAUCGCAAGACGGAAUCGAAAGCCACCAAGCAGACCCCGGCGAAAGCGGGGGAGCAAGAUUCUCCUUCGCCCAAGCGAAGACCGAAGUUUCCAAAGAGACCCAAACAAGGGGCGGAGGUUCCUAGACUACGCACUGAUCGCCUGGACCUUCCGAAGUGGAGGUCGCUGCUCGUUCCUUUGGUGUUGAGAUCUAGGUCUUUAUGCGAGUCGGAAGGUUCUGCUUUUUUUGAGAAUGUGCCCAAGGCAGUUGCAAGAUUGGAGGACUUGUCUGACAUGAUGACUAAGUUAGGCGUUUCCUCUAACCCAUAUGACAAGACGUUCCAAGGAGUUGACAUUCCAAAGCAAGUACCCUCUCCUGAGCUGAAACCAUACCAGGACAUGGAACCGGACAAAAUUCUGCUGUUCGGGCAUGGUGCUUGGGACGUGACCAGCUUUUUGCCAGAUGAGAUGGUGAUGGCCUACAGAGAGCCUAGGUCUCUGCUCCAUGGAUUGCCUGUGCCUCCCGGACCUGAGAUCCGAGACCAACCAAAAACCUUGUCGCAGUUGGCCCACAAGUGGGAUGAGCUUGGCCUUUUGCAUCUCCACCAGCAACCGAUCCACCCGGAUGGACUUGUGAGAAUUUUUGGUGCUAUGAAGGAUCUUAAAAUUCACCGUCAAAUAGGUGAUAGGCGGGGUCAAAAUGCACGUGAAGCAGCCGUUUCGGGACCCAGCAAGAAUUUGCCCAGUGGCCCCGAUUUCGUAGAGUUGCAUGUCAACCCGAAAACUCAUAGGCUCUCCAUCUGCAUCACUGAUCGUAAAGGCUUUUACCAUCAGAUUAGGACCUCAGAAGCUCGUGCCGUUAGUAACACCAUAGGUCCCGCGGUCCCUAAAUCACUUUUAGAGGAUACCAAAGCCUAUUCUGCCUUUUUGAUGCGGAGCGCUCACCGGAGACGAACUAGUGACAGGUAUGGUGAUGACCUUGGCCAUGAUGUAGCACAUGAGCUUGUAGGACCUCCUCAUGACUCACUCUGGGUUUCCUUUGCCUCUAUUUUGCAGGGGGAUCAUUGCGGUGUGGAGCUAGCAACUGCAGCCCAUACUCAACUCCUUCGCCAAAAGGGCCUGCUGAGUGACGAAAGCAACAUGCUAGCCAAUAGGCCCCUUAGGAGUGAGCACCUAGCCGAAGGCUUGGUUAUCGAUGACUACUUCUCCGUAAGUGUUGAACCCAUAGAUCGUACUGAUAAGCCCGCUGCCCACAGUUUUAAAGUUGUCGACAUGACUAAGUUCGACCGCGACCGUCCCAAGUUAGUGAAGCUGACCAGGAAGGUUGCCGAGGAGCUAGUCCUACUCAGUUGCCUGAUGCCUCUCGCAUGUACAGAGCUGUCUGCUGACUAUGAUAACAGGGUUUUUUGCACAGAUGCCUCGAAUAGCAAGGGAGCCAUUUUGCAGACCACCAUGAGCAAAGAGAUUGCAGAGGCCCUUUGGAAGACUUGCAGAUCCAAGGGCGCCUAUUCCCGCUUAAUGACCCCGCUCGAGUCCGUGCUUAAGAGCGUGGGAGCCCUCGAAGAGGUUCAGGACGCACCUGACAAGGGAGGCUGCACUAUAGGCAGACCACCGGCCUUCAUUUCGACUUCAUUGAAGUUUUCGCUGGUGCCAGUAAGAUUACUGCAUGUUUGGCUGAAGAAGACGCGCACGGGUACAGUGCUUGCGGGUAGGUCCAUGCAACUGAUGUAUGUAGGAGCCCGACAUGGAGCCACCGGGAUUGCAGAGACUCCAUAUUCCUCGUACAUGAAGGGCCUGCCAGCCUGGCAGAUCAUCAAGAACUUGGAUGCUAGCGAAGAGACGAGGUGCGACUCCUGUUGUUUUGGUUCACCGCACUUGAAAAGCUUCCGUUUUCUUGGCAUCAACGCAGACCUUGAACCGGUCAGAAGGAGAUGCAAGUGCCGAACCAAACACCUGGUAGUCCAAGGUAAAUACACAAAGCAUUCUGCAACCUACACUGAUGGGCUGGCCGCUGCACUAGGAUCCAUUUUUUCAAUUGCCAUCCGCAAGCGGAAAGCCGACAUGCAGGACCUUGACAGCAUUGCCACAAGGGGUCUUGAAAACCAGCUUGUGAAUGACCUGAUGCAGAGCUCAAGGUGGGAACUUGGAGGACAUCUUCCUUGGGACUUGCCUCCAUUCUCAGGAGAGCAACAGCUUAAGUUGUCGCCGCAGGACUCUAUGUCAACAUACCCUUUUGCCCUACGAGACUUAAUGCAGCAGAUGACCCCACCAGGGACAGACCCAUACGUGAACCCUCACCCGGCUUACACUGUGUCGCCACCCCUGGAUUGGGCGGAGGCGCCUCCGGCUGCCGUGACCUUCGGUGGCUCUGGCCUUCGCUCACUUCGCGCCUGCGAGGUGUCGCCGCCCCUGGAUUGGGCGGGGGCGCCUCCGGCUGCCGUGACCUCAGUGUGUAGCUCGGGUAUGUGUACGUUACCGUCCCUGGAUUGGACGUCUUGUUGUCUUCUGUGCCUCUUACUGCAUUGCUGGAAUGCUGCCAUUUCCUUUAGCCAACUCCUAAGCCAGAUCCCGCCGUUGGACUUUUCGGGAUCCUGUUCUGUUCGUCGCCCCCGUGUGUCUGUACUGUCGGUCCCUUGUCCUUCCUUCGGCCGGGUGCUUCUUUUCUGUGUGCUGAUGCUGAUGCUUGGGUUCGACCGUGCCGCAGCCAUGCCCAUUGAUCCUUUGACACUUGCGGAAAGAAGACGAGCUGGAGAAAGACAGGUCUGCCCAACUUUGACCAUGGGAAGGCCAGUGACAGAUACUACGAAAAAUCUGAGAGACAAAUACUGGUCGAUUUUUAUUUCCUGGACAGUUGAAUACGAGUUGAAUUUCGAGGAAGUUCUGGAAAAUUACAGCUUCUACGUGGAAGAGAUAAAUUGCGAAUACAUUCAAGUCCCUACUAUCGGCGCUUACGCUUCAAACCUGGAGCGUGCCCGGUAG